Pomacea canaliculata is the source of this 1445-nucleotide messenger RNA. Its product is annotated as vacuolar protein sorting-associated protein 4A-like. NCBI's taxonomy places the organism in Eukaryota, Metazoa, Mollusca, Gastropoda, Architaenioglossa, Ampullariidae. The record is from RefSeq and is a predicted model, not a curated record. Gene Ontology annotation, molecular function: ATP hydrolysis activity; ATP binding. Gene Ontology annotation, biological process: vacuole organization; endosomal transport.
AUUGGCUUUCAUUUGUAAGCAGACGACAUUUGGAAGACGUCUGUGAAGCAAGUUUAAGAUACUUUAGGCUGAAGAGGGUCCACAGGUGAAUCAACGCAAUGGAGAUCGCUGAAAUAAAUCAUUAUAAAGAUGCUAUAGCCUGCUUGCACCGGACAAUUGAAGAAGGGAGGAAAGAUUCAAAUGUAGAUGUACAGCUGAUGUUGACAAACAUUAGCCACUGUGCUGAAAUUGUAGAACAGCUGCAAAAGUUUGAAGAAGAUGCUAUAAACCUGAAUGCCUUGACUAGUCUAUCAGUCAGCCUGUCAGCCAACAAAUCACUGCUCAACAGAAAAAUUGAGAAGCUAAACAGCAAUGAUAAGACAAAAACUGAUACAAAAACAUGUGCAGCAAGUCAAGAUAAACCAGCCAUAGAGGCAGAUGACACAAAGGGAAAAGAAAAACGCUUACGGCAGCUAUGCAUUGAAGAAACAAUCCUAAAGGGGAGUAACCUUAGUCUGUGUGAUGUGGUGGGACUUGCUGAAGCAAAACAGGCUCUGCAGGAAGCUGUCAUUAUGCCACUUGUAUUUCCACAUCUAUUUCUGGGGGGCAGACAACCAUGGAAACGAAUUCUUUUGUAUGGGCCACCAGGAACUGGGAAGACUCGGCUUGCACAAGCAGUUGCCUCUGAAAUAAAAUGUACCUUUUAUAGUGUUUCAAGUUCUGACCUGCUUUCUAGCUGGGUUGGAGAGAGCGAAAAGCUGAUUAAAGAACUCUUUCAUCAUUCCAUGAACCAGACUGGUAGAUCGGUAAUUUUCAUUGAUGAGAUUGACAGCAUAUGCCGAAAGAGAUGCUCCAGAGAAGAUGAGCACAGUCGAAGAAUCAAAACAGAACUUCUGAAACAGAUGGAAGGUGCUGACACUUCACAUACCUCAGGAAAACUAUUUCUUAUGUGUGCCACAAACUGCCCAUGGGAUCUGGAUACAGCUUUUCUCAGACGGUUUCAAAACGCAUCUACAUACCCUGCCUGACCGGUGAAAGAUGCACGGAUUCAGUUAAUGAAGCUUCAUAGUGGUGAUACUGCCCUAAACAUUAGUGUUAAGGACUGGGAAGAACUGGCUAACUUUACUGCUGGGUACUCUGGCAGUGACUUAGCUGCUUUGACAUUAGGUGCGCUGUUUGAACCUAUCCGUGAUCUACAGCAGGCUUCUCACUGGGUAAAGCUAGCAGAUGGCUGCCUCAGGCCUUGCAGAUCAGACCAACAGGGUGCAAUACCAGCCAAGUUAGUGGAUUUGCCAGCGGAGAAGGUGAGCCCCCGUGAUGUACAGUUAUCAGAUUUCCUCAAGUCUAUCACAAUUCACCAGAAAACAGUGAGUCCUGAAGAGUUGAAAAAAUUCAAAGAGUUUAGUCUUCAUUUUGGUGAGAGUUUUCUUGUGAUGUCACCUUGAAAAUAAACUAUGAUGCAGGGA